This is a messenger RNA of Benincasa hispida (wax gourd), 1579 nucleotides long. RefSeq names its product peroxisomal (S)-2-hydroxyacid oxidase GLO4-like. Gene Ontology annotation, molecular function: FMN binding; oxidoreductase activity. Lineage: Eukaryota; Viridiplantae; Streptophyta; Magnoliopsida; Cucurbitales; Cucurbitaceae. The record is from RefSeq and is a predicted model, not a curated record.
AAAAAGAUAUGUAUUGUUUAUCUUUUGACUUUCUAGUAAACACCCAACGAACAAAGUUUAUUUUGUUCCCUAUAAAUAAAGUUUGACUCACUGUUAGUGUUGCACCUUCAAUCGAGAUCCUCCUGCCUCUGGCUAUCUGAUUGAAAAUGUCAAGUGAAACAGUGAAUGUGGAUGACUUCAAAGAAUUGGCUAAGCAGGCACUUCCAAGGAUGUAUUACGAUUACUAUGCAGGCCGUGAGGAUCGAGGAACAGAUAUGUUCAAGGCAUUAGCUCUUGGUGCUCAGGCAGUCCUUGGUAAAAUAUCUUAUGAACCAGUGAAUGUGGAAGACUUUAGAGAAUUGGCAAGAUUAGCACUUCCAAAAAUGUACUAUGAUUUCUAUGCCGGGGGAGCUGAAGACGAACACACACUUAGAGAGAACAUACAAGCUUUCCAAAGAAUCACGAUUCGACCUCGAAUUCUGGUGGAUGUUAGCCAAAUUGAUACUUCAACAACCAUAUUAGGGCAUCGAAUCUCUACACCUAUUUUGGUUGCUCCCACAGCUGCACAUAAGUUGGCAUUCCAUGAAGGAGAAUUAGCCACAGCCAGAGCAACUGCUGCUGCUAAAACUAUAAUGGUUCUGUCCUACUCUUCAACCUGUUCAAUAGAGGAAGUUGCCUCUAGUUGCAAUGCUGUCCGUUUCUUUCAAUUAUAUAUAUUCCGAAGGCGCGAUAUCUCGAGGCAACUAGUAGAGAGAGCAGAGAGAUUUGGAUACAAGGCAAUUGUACUCACUGCCGAUACUCCUCGACUUGGUAGAAGGGAGGCUGAUAUAAAGAACAAGAUGAUUGCAAUUCCAGAGAAGAACCUUGAAGGCCUCAUAAGUAUUGACGUUGGCUGUGAUCGAGGUUCAAAAUUCGAAGCUUUUGCUAACAAAACCUUGGAUGCUUCUCUGCGUUGGGAAGACAUAGAAUGGUUAAGAUCAAUCACUACUCUGCCAAUUCUGAUAAAGGGAAUUCUCACUCAUGAAGAUGCAACAAAAGCUGUGGAAGCAGGUGUUGAUGGAAUUAUAGUGUCCAAUCAUGGAGCUCGCCAACUAGACUUUGCUCCAGCCACUGUUUCUGUUCUUGAAGAGGUAGUCCAUGCUGUCAAGGGUAAAGUUCCUGUGCUGUUAGAUGGAGGUGUGCGGCGAGGAACGGAUGUGUUCAAGGCACUAGCCCUUGGUGCUCAUGCAGUUCUUAUUGGGAGACCAGUUUUAUUUGGGCUAGCAGCAAAGGGAGAGGAGGGAGUAAGAAAAGUGUUGGAAAUGCUGAAGAAUGAGUUAGAGACAAGUAUGGCACUUUCUGGUUGCCCAUGUGUAAAGGACAUUACUAGAAGCCAUGUGAGGACACACUAUGAUAAGCUACAGUCAAUGCUUUGAUGUGUUUGCUUGAUAAUAUAAGCAACUCUUACCUUGCUUGGCUUACAAAAAGAAGAAAGAGGGCUAGGAAUUAUGCAAAACUAAUAUAUAAUUGUUGUUCUAACUAAUGAGAGGGAAAUGAGAAAAAUGGGAAGUGUGUUUAUUUCAUUCUAGAAAACUCCAUAUAAAUACAUAUCUUGAAUCUA